UCAUGAGAGCGAGUUAAGAAAAGUAUGUGUGUGAGAAACAGAGAAAGAGAGAGAGAGAGAGAGAGAAAGAGAGAGAGGGGAACUGGACUGCAUUCACUGCUUCUUUCUCUGCCUAACUGUGUGCCUGUAAUCAAAUUAUCCAAUAAUUCAGGAGCCAUGCCUCGUGGGGACUUCACUGUUCAUUUUGCAAGCAGAGGACAUGGCACCUUCAUCAGAGCAGAGGAGGCUGCUGGCAUUGCUUUCCUGGCAAUUGUCCUUACGGCUCUGUUCAUUCUGGGCUGCUGGUACUACCGCAAACGCAGCGGGUAUAGAAUGAUCCAGCACUCCAGAGGCCCAAGUCUAUCCUGGAGGGAACUUGUGAGAUCUGGACAGUACAGUGAACUAGGGGCAGCAGGCGAUAAUAAAAUGGCCCUUAAUGAAUUUAGCAACGGCCAAUCCGUGUUCCCGAAUGCCCCGCCAGCCUAUGAGAAGAUCGCCACUGGACCAUCACCACCACCUUACUCACCCUAAAGAACAAUAAUACAAUCAAUCUUAUUAUUUUUAA
Pangasianodon hypophthalmus (striped catfish) is the source of this 544-nucleotide messenger RNA. It is a transcript of the gene mlana, whose product is annotated as melan-A. Lineage: Eukaryota; Metazoa; Chordata; Actinopteri; Siluriformes; Pangasiidae. The record is from RefSeq and is a predicted model, not a curated record. Gene Ontology annotation, cellular component: melanosome. The transcript has 5 exons. The coding region runs from base 25 to 510 and encodes 161 amino acids.